AUGUUAAAAACAUGUCCCAAGUUGAUACUGAUACAUCGUUACGCUGCCCGCGUGGAUACGCAGGAUCGGUACAAACUCUACUUCUAUUCCCUCGAAGAUAACAACAACACUCUUAUUCGUGCACUGAAACUGGUUGAUUGGGACUACUCGUGGAAAAUAUAUGCAUGCCAUUCAAAGCACUGGGCCGCGUUUUGUGAAGUUCAGGAAAAGCAUAGUAUAGAGCUGCAGUGGAAAACAAUCACCGAAACACGAUACAUGAGCAAAGAACAAGCACUGUUGAUCAAUAUCGAACUUCCUGCUGGAGUUCGCCUGGGUACUGUGUCGGCCGAGCAUGUUCCAACGAUUAACAAAAUAUGGCCCCACAUGACCAUCGGAACAGAGUUUGCUAUCAAACGCCUUAUUUUGUGGAACGAAUCCGUUGCCCUGUUCGACGAGUCCUCUAAUGAGCUGUUGGCCUGGUGUUUACAGCUUAUGACUGGAGCGCACGGUGUCCUCCAGGUUCCUAUCGAACACAGCCGCAAAGGCUACGGUACAAUUAUCGCCAAAGCUAUGGCCAAGAAGCUCGCCAAAAUGGGACAUAAUUCCUACGCAUACGUCACGGACACUAACGAACCUUCUAGAGCGUUGUUUGACAAAAUAGGCUUUCAGAACGUAGGCACUAUGUGCUGGGCUCGUACUGUUCCGCGGAAACUCGUCGAAUGGGAUCACUAG
This is a messenger RNA of Anopheles coustani, 711 nucleotides long. RefSeq lists its product as uncharacterized. Gene Ontology annotation, molecular function: acyltransferase activity, transferring groups other than amino-acyl groups. The record is from RefSeq and is a predicted model, not a curated record. The transcript has a single exon. The coding region runs from base 1 to 711 and encodes 236 amino acids. Lineage: Eukaryota; Metazoa; Arthropoda; Insecta; Diptera; Culicidae.